Gadus macrocephalus (Pacific cod) is the source of this 3450-nucleotide messenger RNA. RefSeq names its product putative methyltransferase NSUN7. Gene Ontology annotation, molecular function: methyltransferase activity. The record is from RefSeq and is a predicted model, not a curated record. NCBI's taxonomy places the organism in Eukaryota, Metazoa, Chordata, Actinopteri, Gadiformes, Gadidae.
AUGCUCUGUGUUGGACUGAGCCGAGAGUGUGUUCUGUUCCAAGGAGAGACGGAGAGAAAGCGACUGAUCCGCCCCGGUCCAGUCUGUCCUCAGGAGGAGGGCGGGCCCCCGUCCGCCUGCCACCCUCAGAGCCCACUCCAGCUCACCCCCCUUCUGGCAAGUCAGGAGGGCAGCCUGGGGACGAGUGUGCCCCCCAGCGCGCCCCCCAGCCCAGCUUGGAUUCUCCUCCAUCGUGUCUCCUUCCCUCACCUCUCCCCUUCCAUCUCUCCAGCCUCAGCCUUUCCCCUGGAGGAUCAGGUGUACCUGGGGGCCGGGGCCCUCUUCGGACGACUCAGGACGGACCGGCCCGUCACACAGCAACUACUGCAUUACGGGAAAAGAGAGACGACACCGAUACCCGAGGGCCACGACAAGACCAGACUGAGACAGUCCUACCAGCUGGCCUUCAACACGCUCAAAUACCAAGACUUACUGGAGAACGUCGUCCUCGACAGCUGCUUCCACACGAGUCAACAGAUUCCCGAUGACUUGUUGCCAUUGGCGAUGGUGAUGCUCUUCGACCUCCAGGACAGGAAGUUUGAACUCCUUAAACGUCGUGCAGAGGAAGGGGAGGAGCCUCUGCACGAUGUCAGGGAACUUGAAAGCUGCUUCCGCAGGUCCAAGACUAAGCUCGCGGCCUCCCUGGCACGCUGCAGGGUGAAGCAAAACCUGGUGAGUGUGUCCUGUGUUCUGCCUGAUCCAGUCAGAACCAAUCAGAAGAGGGCCAAGCUGCUGCCCUUCUACGCCUGGGUCAACCCACUAACGAGCAGCGUGGAGGAGGUGUGUGUUGAGCUCCAGGCAGACCUGGGACUGCGUGAGGUGGAGAGGAUGCAGGAUAGCCGGGGUGGCCUGCAGUUCUGCAGGGACCCUCUGUGUGAAGACACUCUGUGCUUCCCCCCACAGCUGCACACCCUGAUAGAGCAGAGCCCCCUCGUCGCCGGCCAUACGCUCAACGCGCAGCACAGAGGCGUGUGCCUCGCAGUGAGCGCGCUGCGUCCUCACCUCCCGGACCACGCUGACGUUCUGGUCGCGGGGUCCUUCUCCGCCUGCACCCUGGCUCAGGUAGCCGUCCACGCCGCUGCCCGAUCGGGGAAAGUGCUCGUGUGCGGGGACGACCACACGCCCUCUCAGAGGGACGAGCUGCAGGAGCUGCUCACACGGAUGCACGUCAACAACGUGCGUGUCCUGCCGGUGGCCUUCCAGAGCCUGGACGAGUGGGACAGCGCCGCCCAGCGCCUGAGGCUCAUGCUGCUGCUGCCCCAGAGCUCCUGCUCCGCCCUCAGUGACCCCGUCCACACCCUGAUCACAGAGCACGGAGACGUUGACGUGCUCCAGGACCUGUCCCAUGGUCCAGUGUCUCAGAGCAGACUGGACUCCCUGGUCCACCACCAGGAGAAGCUACUGGCACACGCCCUCACGUCCCCCAGGGUUCAGUCGGUGCUCUACUGCACGCGCUCAGUGAACCCGCAAGAGAACGAACACCUGGUGAUACGAGCCUUAAACAAAGCAGACACACCUCCAAAACUAGUGCCCUUUAGGCCGGCCCCACCCCUCCUGCCUCAACCCCCUGGGUCAGAGACAACAGACAGCCGGUUCUUCAAAAUUGAGCCCUCCGGACACAGUGAUGGCUGCUUCAUAGCCAGGCUGAGCAGAGAGUCGGACGCCACCAAGGUGGAGAAGGUCCAGGACGUGCUGGCGAGGGCGGCCGCCAAGGGCCUGCUGGGGGCCAUGUUCGGGGACCAAUCGCAGCCCAGCCGCAAGGGGAGACGCAGGAAGAGCAGCGUGCUGGCAGCCAAUCAGAAGUCCUGCCCUCCACUUCCUGCACUGACAGAGGACGAGCCUGUCGCCGGGCAGACCAGAGACCUAGACCCGGACCCCGGAGAGCACCAAGACCCUGUGGGCGGGCUCAGGACCACCGAUACUCCGUCGAUGACUGAAGAGGGGGAUGAGGAAGAGGACGGGGCCGCUGAUGAAAAGGAGGACGACGUGGAGGAGGGAAACGACGGGAGCCCAGGGGAGGGAACAGACACGGGGAAAGGGGUGAGGAAGGGUAAGGGCAGGGCCAGACGACGGACCAAAAGGACCCACGGGGCGGCAAAUCUCUCCGCGGUCCGGCCUAACCGCACCGGCAGAAAGACCCUGAAGACGAAGGCCAAACCCAAACGUCCACAAGGUCCGGGGCGCAACUUUGAGUCGACUUCAGAGCCACCAACGAGGUCCGCCGUACCCCGUCCUACCACUUCUACGGGCCAGGGUAGCACCCCCGUCACCCCCGCGACCUACGUCCUCCAAAUAGGCCCCGGGAAGGAACAGCAAGGGCAGAAAGCACACGCUAAAAAACCCACGAAGAAAGCCGGCACGCCGGGAAGGGUUUCGUCAGCGAGGGGAGCGGGCUCAGCCGAUGAGGUGUCAGUGCGGGAUCCGGCGCACCCUCCGGAUCCCGUCCAUCCCCUCGUGUCCUCGUUCAGCAGGAGUUCUUUGAGCGACAGUGCUUCCUCCCGGUCCACGGCGCCUUCGUCCUCCACAUCGAUGUCCUCCACCCCGACACGCUCGCCCUUCUGACACUGGGCCUGAGCAGAGCGAGGCGCAGAGGACCGACUGACGCCGAGACCCUUCACAAUACAACCUGACUGUAGAUAUACAUCUAUAACCAAUGCAUAGAUCCUUGGACACCGGUAUGCUCUACGCUGUAUGUGUACGUGGCAGACAUACACUGACAUCAAGAGAGUUUCACAAAUAAUUAAAAGUUGCGUACAGACGGAUGGAAGUGUUUGAGUUCAAUGUCACUUGAGGGAAUCUUAUAAAUAUCUAUUGCAUCUUUGUUGAGGAGAAGCUGUUAAAGAUCCCAUGCCAUGCUAUUUUAUGGAUGCUUUAAUCUAGGUAUUAGUGGGCCACAAACACCGUAUUCAAAGACGUCCCCGAAAUUCAGCCGUGGUGCAGAGUUACAGCCACUCCGAACCAGUCGCACAUUGAGCUUCCCCCAAACGCGCUGUUUCGGUGGGCGUGUCAAGGCAGGUCAAGGAGGGGGGUGGGGGUGUGGCCCUGAGCAGCUUGUAGCCACAGUACCAUGCGCUCUGUUUACGGUGGAUGUAUCGCAAUGGCUCGUAGAAACCCAUAUUAUACAUAGAUAUCUAUAUAAUAUAAUAUAAUAUAUAUUAUCACCUGGCCCUGAGCAGCUUGUAGCCACGGUACCAUGCGCUCUGUUUACGGUGGAUGUAUCGCAAUGGCUCUUAGAAACCCAUAUUAUACAUAGAUAUCUAUAUCAUAUAAUAUAUAAUAUAUAUUAUCACGGCCAAAAGCUGUGUGAGCCUCCAGACGAUAGGCUAUUAUGAAUCUCAAACGACCGCGUCUUCUUCAGAUUGAUGUGGAAGUGGAAGAACCAGAGACGUCGGAGAACCCGACGAAGUCCUU